AUGUGCCCGAAUUGUCGAAACACCCUUUCAGUCGUACCAUCCGACCCACCAGACUCAGGCGACGGACACUUGAACGUCCCAAUAAGCGCUGUCGGAGAGCCACCUUUCUUUCUGUACUGCAACCACUGUAGAUGGGACUCUGCAGAAGUAGGUAUCACCUUUGAGAAACCCACUGGAUUGGCAGCUCAGCUCCAAAAAUUUGAAGACUCUGCCCCCGACACGCUCGAAUUUGACCGGUUGAAAGAACACUUCGAUCCCUUUCUACGUGCCUCGGCUCUAGCAGGAUCCACAUCUGGUAGUCAUGCGGUUGCUCAUUCCAGCGCGACACCCCACCACUCACAUUCACUUCAUUCCAACUCCAUCACAGCCGCAGCCUCUGCUGCCCUCGCUCGAGAUAUCCCUGGUGUCGCCAAAUACAAUCCCCUGGCUCGCAGUACCACUGGCCGGCCAGGAAAAGAUCGAAGUAUCAACAAAGAUGAGAUGGCGGAAUAUAGGAGUCGGUCAGAUAUUAUGACCGCGAGCUCGAGAGGCAGCGGGGGAGGAGAGGCGGAUGUGGACAUCGUGAAGCAUCUGGAGAGCAUUGCCUCGGUGUCUUCACUUGAGCAACGAUGGGAGAACAGCUGGGUUUCAUCACUUGCAACAAAGGACUUGAAACCUCUUCGAAUACCUCUACACUCCAAGCGGUCAAAACGAUGCCCGGCAUGCACUCAUAUCCUGAUUAAACCUGAGCAGAAAGCCCAGUCGGUUCGGUACAAGAUCAAACUAGUGGCAGCGAAUUAUUUGCCAGCAAUAACCGUCUCCCUCCCACACGCGCAACAAGCGCUUGCCGAACUGGCGAAACGAAAUCUUGGCAAAUCUACCACGCAACAGGUCGUCGUCGACGAAAGGGCACUUACGGGGCUUAUUGCUGGACGCGGAUACCCUUUCCACCUCGCUCUCACCAACCCACUGUACGACCCCAUCCACGUUCGACUAUCAGUGCAACGCGUGCAUGUUUCGACGUUGAUCCAGGAUAAAUCAUCCCCGGAGAAAGGGAGGAGACCACCGUUCGCCAUCUCGUUACCAACGUCUCCCUUCGCUAUCAACGCGUUUGCGGAAGCAUGGGAGUAUGAUGACGAUGAAGAUAUGUUCGGUGUCGAAGACGACGAGCUUGGAAUAGGAGGAAUCUCGGCAACCGCUGCGUCGAGGAGUAGGGACAAAGACCCCAAGGCAAAGCCCAAGAAUGUUGGUGUACUAGAGAAAAAAGCCAAUACCACUUUGGUUGGCGGGGAGGUCGUUAUUGGCAAGGAGGCUCGAGGCAGGGUCAAGUUUAACAUGCUGGUAUCUUACACCUAUCGCUCAGAUGACCCUAUGCCCUCCGAAAGUGGGGAGGGCGAUGGUGACUCUAGACAUUCGGCUAAAGUCCCAGAGAUCAAGACGUUUGCCUUUUACACUGUUGUAGAUCUGGGUGAGAUUGUACCUAGAGAGGAUAUAAAGAUGGAUAUUUGA
Molecule: messenger RNA, 1488 nt
Organism: Coprinopsis cinerea okayama7#130
Lineage: Eukaryota; Fungi; Basidiomycota; Agaricomycetes; Agaricales; Psathyrellaceae
Exons: 4
Coding region: 1-1488 (495 amino acids)
Cellular component (GO): dynactin complex
Source: RefSeq, a predicted model, not a curated record